GCUCCGCCGCGCCCUCGAGCCUGGUCAAGUUUGCCAGCGACUUCACGCUCGGCUUCGCAGAUGGCCUCACCGUGCCCUUUGCCCUCACGGCAGGCAUGUCGUUCCUCGACCGCUCCGACGCCGUCAUCCUCGCGGGUCUGGCAGAGCUGUGCGCGGGCAGCAUCAGCAUGGGCAUUGGCGGCUUCCUGGCCAUGCGCGAUACACAGCGGCAGGAUGAGCCGGCCGAGUGCCAGGACGAAGACGAAGAGGGGUCGACUGGUCAAAUAGAACGACGGCACAGGCAGCACGGUGAUGAUGCGGAUGGAGCCGCCGCAGGACUCCUGCGCCAUCAGGAAGAAGGACGCAGCAGCACUGAGCGUCCGUCGACAUCAUCAUCGCCAUCAGAUGUGGACAGUAUUGCCAGGCUCGAGAAGCGGGCCAUGGAGGAGGACAGCGCAGAUGAGCAAGACGAGGAGGAAGCUAUCCGCCGCCAUCUUGCACCGCUGCAGCUCCCAGAGCCGGCCAUCCAGCAGGUUCUCGCAGCCAUGGGGUUGCGAUCCACAUCAGCACCAGGAUUCGCCAUUCGCGAUCCGGCUACAACCCUACAGCAAAGACUGUCCGCAUUCUAUGCAUCUCAAUCAACUCAUGCCGGGCGCUACUAUGACGCUGGCGACGAAUACGCACCACCACUAUCCACUCAGGCCAGAUCCACCAUACUUGCACCUGUUGUUUCUGGCUUGACGAUCGCCCUUGGAUAUGUCAUCGGCGGUCUGAUUCCCCUGUUGCCGUACUUCUUUGCCGAAACAGUGGAGGUGGGCACGCGAUGGAGCAUCGCAUUGUGCAUGGUGGCUUUGUUCGGGUUCGGGUCAGGAAAGUGCUGGGCCCUCCAGGGUCUUUUAGGGGGAGCAAGGAAUCGGUCAGGACACGGUGAUGAACACCAGAACGCAGGCAUCGGGAAGACCAUGUGGAGGUGUAUCUUUGAAGGGGUGCAGAUGCUCGUGCUGGGCAUGGUGGCUGCCGGGGCGGCGGUCUUGUGUGUGCAGCUUGUGAACGAGCGCGAGACGAAUUCCCCUUGAACGUAGCGAUCAGAUGAUAAGCCAAAGCUACAUGUUUCUGUGUCCAGCGGUAACAUGCCCGCGGUUCGAUGCACUGUGCGAGCUACGUUCCCCAUUUUCAGGUUGAUGC
Messenger RNA from Microdochium trichocladiopsis, 1164 nucleotides. RefSeq names its product Ccc1 family. Gene Ontology annotation, molecular function: manganese ion transmembrane transporter activity; iron ion transmembrane transporter activity. Lineage: Eukaryota; Fungi; Ascomycota; Sordariomycetes; Xylariales; Microdochiaceae. The transcript has a single exon. The record is from RefSeq and is a predicted model, not a curated record. Gene Ontology annotation, biological process: intracellular manganese ion homeostasis. The coding region runs from base 96 to 1055 and encodes 319 amino acids. Gene Ontology annotation, cellular component: fungal-type vacuole membrane.